AUGGCUCCCGAGGCGUACGUGGCGGCCGCCGCCUGCCUGCUCGUCAUCGGCUUCCUCGGCUUCUUCUGCAACCUGGCCGUCAUCGUGCUGAUGUGCCGCGAGAAGCAGCCGCAGGUGCACGCGCUCACACCUCACACUUCACAGCCGCAGGUGCAUGUGCUCACACCUCACACUUCACAGCCGCAGGUGCACGCGCUCACACCUCACACUUCACAGCCGCAGGUGCAUGCGCUCACACCUCACACUUCACAGCCGCAGGUGCACGCGCUCACACCUCACACUUCACAGCCACAGGUGCACGCGCUCACACCUCACACUUCACAGCCGCAGGUGCACGCGCUCACACCUCACACUUCACAGCCGCAGGUGCACGUGCUCAUACCUCACACUUCACAGCUGCAGGUGCACGCGCUCACACCUCACACUUCACAGCCGCCCCCAGUGGCAGGGCGUCCAGAGCAGCGCUGCAGGACUCGCUCCUUUCUACGCCCACUCCCUGAGUGUGGGGCUGCUUUGACGUCGAAUGCUCCAGAGAAACAAAAUGAUUAA
Messenger RNA from Schistocerca serialis cubense, 549 nucleotides. Its product is annotated as disintegrin and metalloproteinase domain-containing protein 29-like. The record is from RefSeq and is a predicted model, not a curated record. Bases 1 to 549 code for a protein of 182 amino acids. Lineage: Eukaryota; Metazoa; Arthropoda; Insecta; Orthoptera; Acrididae. The transcript has 2 exons.